Aspergillus oryzae RIB40 is the source of this 1053-nucleotide messenger RNA. RefSeq lists its product as uncharacterized. NCBI's taxonomy places the organism in Eukaryota, Fungi, Ascomycota, Eurotiomycetes, Eurotiales, Aspergillaceae. The transcript is spliced from 3 exons. Bases 1 to 1053 code for a protein of 350 amino acids. The record is from RefSeq and is a predicted model, not a curated record. Gene Ontology annotation, molecular function: oxidoreductase activity.
AUGCCGCUCACGAGCCAACCUGGUGCAUCCUAUCUAGAGAUACUCAAUGAGCCGGACUGGACGCGGACGCAUAGUCAUCGCGUCGGAACCCGAGAUCGCGAUGCGCGGUAUAUAGGGCUCACUCAUGGUGGAGACGAGAUACCGUAUGAUCUCGAGGAGGUUGCUGAGGAGAAGCUUAAUGAGCUUCGGCAGAAGGUGGAAAGGGGAGAAUUGGUUACCGUUCGAGACAUCAUGACCAAGCAGAUCGACUUUCAUUUGCGGAGACCAGACGUGCAUCCGAAGUUUUGGAGAUAUGUACUGCAUACUACUGAGAGUUUUAUAAAGCAGGAGCAACCGUGGCCUGUGAAUGUGGCAAAGAGAGGGGGGGAAGAGAAGAGGAGGGCGAAGGAAGAAAUAGAAGACCCAGGUCGAGGGAAGAAAGGUGAUUCUGAAGAACAGUCGAAGGGCCAGGAAGAGGACGCACAAAAGGACGUUAAGCCUAAGAUGUCAUUUGAGGAAGCGGCACUGUUGAAAUACCUGCAGCAUGAACAGAAAUAUCGAUCAUCCAUGAGGCAGAAUGAUGGGCGAGGUCGCUCCCCUUUUCACGACGAGGUACUUCCGGAGCAGAUCGACGAGGCAGACCAGUUCUCUCCUGACAGUUGGGUCCCUCGAAGCAAGAGCUUGAAGCGUCUCACAGGGAAGCAUCCUAUGAAUGCUGAAGCAGAUCUAACAACUUUGUUCGACGCCGGCCUUAUCACACCAUCUCCGAUCCACUAUGUCCGUAAUCACGGAGCCGUACCACAUCUACUCUGGGAAAACCACAAGCUCGAUGUGGUAGUCGACCGACCAUUAACUUUUGGCAUGGAUGAGCUUAUAAGUCGGUUCAACAGCAUCAACAUACCUAUUUUCCUUGCCUGUGAUGGUAGUCGUCGGAAAGAACUCAACAUGAUCAAACGGACACGCGGGUUCAACUUUACCACUGCCGCUGUGCCUCCUUCGCGAUGUGCUUCUCGAAGCGGGUGCUGCAGAGCUCAUGGAGAGAGAAUCCGAGAAGUGCUUCUGGGUCCACUAUAA